AUGUUUGGCAGAAACUUUGUUAAGCAGAAAUUGUCAGAAGGAUUGAUUUGCACUCUCUAUGUGAGAACCAAGCAUCGACUUGCUGAUAUCCUUACUAAGGGAGUUUCUAGCAAGGUGUUUGAUUCUACUCAAGCCAAAUUGGGAAUUCGAGCUAUUCUCCAGCUUGAAGGGAGUAUUGACUUGUGUAUAUUUAAUUGCACACAAGUAGAUGAUGAUUACCUUAGUUAUAGGCUGAUUCAUAGGAGCUGA
Messenger RNA from Prunus armeniaca (apricot), 249 nucleotides. NCBI's taxonomy places the organism in Eukaryota, Viridiplantae, Streptophyta, Magnoliopsida, Rosales, Rosaceae. The record is from the annotation of a GenBank genome assembly.